Molecule: messenger RNA, 1740 nt
Organism: Penicillium malachiteum
Lineage: Eukaryota; Fungi; Ascomycota; Eurotiomycetes; Eurotiales; Aspergillaceae
Product: GMC family oxidoreductase
Exons: 3
Coding region: 1-1740 (579 amino acids)
Molecular function (GO): oxidoreductase activity, acting on CH-OH group of donors; flavin adenine dinucleotide binding
Source: RefSeq, a predicted model, not a curated record
AUGACGUCUGAAGAAGAUACAUAUGAUUUCAUCGUUGUGGGAGCCGGCCCAGCAGGCUAUGCUCUCGCCGCAUCUCUCAGCAGAGCAAAAUCCAAACCACGAGUCCUUCUCUUGGAAGCAGGCGGAAAGAACGACGAUGAAACAAAACGCGUAGAUGGAAAACGCUGGACAACCUUCAUGGAACCAACAAUGAACUGGGGUUAUAAAACAGUACCACAAGAAGGAUGCAGCGGUCGAGUAAUAGAUUAUUCACGCGGAAAGGGUCUAGGUGGGGGUUCGGCGAUCAAUUUCGGUGUUUAUACCGUUGGUGCAAAAGACGACUAUGACGCAUGGGGUGAGAAAGUUGGUGAUGAGGUGACCUUUGGAUGGAAGGCUAUGCAACGACGAUUUAAGGCAUUGGAAACGUUUGAUGGAAGUAUCGAACUUCCUGAGCAUCAGAAAUAUGCGCGUCCGGAUCCCGCGGAUCAUGGUCAUGAUGGACCGUUGAAGAUUGGGUAUGCGAAAGAAUGGGAGAAGGAUUUACCUCUUAUUCUGGAUUCGCUCGAGGAGUCCGGUCUGCAGCGGAAUUUGGAUCAUAACUCCGGGAAUCCUCUUGGGAUGGCAUUGAUGAUCAAUUCUGCGAGUGGAGGACGUAGAACCACAGCUUCUCUUUUUGAGCAGCGCCAGGAUUCAGAUUGGCCUAUCCCGAACUGGAUGAUAAUCCAUGCACCUGUCACUCGCACGAUCUUCCACAACAAGAAGGUUAUUGGAGUCGAGACAAGGAGUCAGUCUGGGUCUGACCCCAAGAUAUAUUAUGCUACAAAAGAAGUGAUCUUAAGCGCUGGCACCCUUGACACGCCUAAGAUCCUCAUGCAUUCCGGCAUCGGCCCACGCGAAGACUUAGAGAAGUACGGCAUUCGGGUAGUUCAAGACCUACCUGCUGUCGGCCAAGGAAUGAAAGACCAUUUCAAUGUGCCGCUCGUUCUGCGCAGAAACCCAGAAACCAAUGACCGUAACUCAUUCUACGGCUCAGAGGAAGCCAUGAGCGCAGCUUUGACACAAUGGAAUGAGGACAAGACAGGACCAUGGACGAAAUACGGAUGCCAAAUUGUAUGUGGAUGGUUCAAGUCCGAUAAGAUCAAGACUUUACCAGAAUUCAAGGAUCUGGAUGCAUCUGUUCAAGAUUUCAUGAACAGAGAGACAAUCCCGCAGUACCAAAUCAUCAGUGGAUUUCCAAUGCAUAUUAUGCUCCCUGAGUUGUUCCAAGACCAUAGUUAUAUCUGUUUGCUCGGUUUCUUGAUGAACCAGCAGUCUUCGGGUGAAGUACGCUUACAAUCAUCUAACCUUGAAGAUCCUCUCCUCUUCGAUCCUAAGGCUUUGACUCAUCCAUAUGAUCAACGGGCUGCCAUUGAGAUUUACAGACAUUUGCUUGAGAUAGCCAAGCAUCCCGCCUUUGCAAAAGACACUGUCUCCACCAUCCACUCGUCACCGUCUGAGUCGGAUGAGGAUAUCUUGCAGUACUGGAAGGAUAACACCACUUCCAGUUGGCAUAUGACAGGUACAGUGAAGAUGGGUAAAGAAGGGGAUGUUGACGCGGCAGUUGAUAACCGAUUCCGGGUAUUCGGAGUCGAGGGUUUGCGAGUUGCAGAUAUGAGUGUUGUGCCUGUGAUGACCAACAAUCAUACUCAGGCAACUGCCUAUGUGACCGGUGCUACUUGUGCAGAGGUUUUGAUACGCGAGUAUGCCUUGGAUGAGGAAUGA